Messenger RNA from Dujonia railenensis, 1530 nucleotides. Lineage: Eukaryota; Fungi; Ascomycota; Pichiomycetes; Serinales; Debaryomycetaceae. The record is from the annotation of a GenBank genome assembly.
AUGUCUUCAAAUACCGCAGCAUUGGCUGCUGCCGCCGCCCACAACCCUAAUCAAUCGUCAUCUUCAUCCCAAAAUAACAGCAGUAACAACUCUGUUGUUGGUCUCCAUUACAAGAUUGGUAAGAAGAUCGGUGAAGGUUCAUUUGGAGUGAUCUUCGAAGGUACCAACAUAAUAAACGGCGUACCAGUGGCCAUUAAAUUUGAACCAAGAAAGACAGAGGCACCCCAAUUACGAGACGAGUACAGAACUUACAAGCAUUUACAAGGAUCCAUUGGUAUUCCCAACGCUUACUAUUUUGGACAAGAAGGUUUACAUAACAUUUUAGUAAUUGAUCUUUUGGGUCCUUCAUUGGAAGAUUUGUUUGAUUGGUGUGGACGCAGGUUUUCAGUUAAAACUGUAGUUCAAAUCGCCAUCCAAAUGUUGACGUUAAUUGAAGAGGUUCACAGACAUGACUUAAUUUAUAGAGAUAUUAAACCGGAUAACUUUUUAAUUGGGAGACAAUCAUCCCCAGAUGAAAACAAUGUUCAUUUAGUUGAUUUUGGUAUGGCCAAGCAUUAUAGAGACCCAAGAACAAAGCAACAUAUUCCGUACAGGGAAAAGAAAUCGUUAAGUGGUACAGCACGUUAUAUGUCCAUAAACACUCAUUUAGGAAGAGAGCAACUGAGAAGAGAUGAUUUAGAAGCUCUUGGUCAUGUGUUUUUUUACUUUUUAAGAGGCCAAUUACCUUGGCAAGGGUUAAAGGCUCCAACCAACAAGCAAAAAUACGAAAAGAUUGGUGAUAAGAAGAGAACAACUCCAGCUGUAACUUUAUGUGAAGGCUUACCAAGACAAUUUGCUGAAUAUUUGGAUUCCGUAAGAUCAUUACCAUUUGAUGCAGAACCAGCUUAUGAAGAGUAUAGAAUGUUAUUUUUGUCAAUAUUGGACGACUUGGGAGAACGUUGUGAUGGUGAUUACGAUUGGUUGCAUUUGAACGGUGGUAAAGGAUGGGACUCCUCAAUUAACAAGAAACCUAAUUUACACGGGUAUGGACAUCCAAACCCACCUAAUGAAAGAGAAAGAAGACAUAGAGAUCAAAGAAGAUCAAGACAGCAACAACAACAACAAGCUCAGCAACAACAGGGCAUGUCGUCCACUGCUGGUAUUCCAGGUUCCGCAGUUGGUGGUGCAACUGGCAACUUGACUGCUGCUCAGUUGCACCAACAAAAAUUGCAGCAUCUUGUUAAUAGACCAUUACCCCCAAUCAAGCAAGAAUCUAGUAAUAACAAUAAUAAUCUUGGUGGAGCUAAUGACAUGUUGACCAAUGGUUCUGGAUUACACAACAGCAGACUGGUUCAAAACAUCAAUAAGUACGAUACAUCAGGAGCCAUGAUCAACAGAAACCAAGGAAGUUAUGAUCCCCAUCAACAAUUACAUCAACAACUGGCACAGCACCAAUCUCAACAACAACAACAAUAUCAAGUCCACCACCAACAACAAGCUGUUGACGAAAGCGAAAGCAAGGGAUUCUGGUCUAAAUUGUGUUGUCAAUAG